Molecule: messenger RNA, 720 nt
Organism: Metschnikowia bicuspidata var. bicuspidata NRRL YB-4993
Lineage: Eukaryota; Fungi; Ascomycota; Pichiomycetes; Serinales; Metschnikowiaceae
Product: Mn(2+) transporter
Exons: 1
Biological process (GO): transmembrane transport; zinc ion transport
Cellular component (GO): membrane
Molecular function (GO): metal ion transmembrane transporter activity
Source: RefSeq, a predicted model, not a curated record
AUUACUCUCAAUGCAAUUAUGGCAAUAUCCACACUUGCAGUUGGUAUUGGCUCGAUUAAGCUCAACAUUGCCCUGAGCCACAUGUCGAAAUUGUCAGCACUCAGCACAGGCAUUUUGAUAGGGACUGCUCUAGGCGUUAUAUUACCAGAAGGAAUUCAGACUCUCUUCAUCGCACAGGACACCUUGUUGUAUCUAGAUUCUUUAGGAAUGCCCUCGUCUUUUAUUGUGGGUGCUUCUCUUUUGCUUGGCUUCAUUGUCCUAUUUUCUUUUGAACAUAUAUUAAGCCUGCGUGACAACUUACGAAUGGUAAUGCCAGAACUACAUCAAUCACGCUUUAUAUGGACUAUUGUGCUGUCUUUGCUCAAAUCGACUCUUACUUUGGGUUUGAUCAUUCACUCCUUUGUUGAUGGCAUUGCUCUAGGUGUAUCUUUCUACGACGAAAAUAAAACCUUUCAAAUAUUGUUCUUCUUCAUGAUUGUGAUCCACAAGCUCCCCACAGCAUUCAGCCUAUCAAUAGUCUUGCUCCGAGAAGGUAUAUCGCUUAGCAUGUGCAAGUACCACAUUCUUGCCUUUGCACUAGCGACACCUAUUUCGUCUACUUUGGCAUACUUUCUUGUCUUUGUUUUCGACUUAAGCAGCCCAUUUAUCUUAGGUAUAUUGUUACUUAUAAGCGCCGGUACAUUCAUAUUCAGUGUUUUACAUGUGAUGACGGAAAAUUCU